CUGAGCUCUCCAAAGCCUACUGCCAGAUCUCUUCGUGACUAACUGCAACAGAGACCAAAGAUGAUUCCUUUCUUAACAAUAUUUUCUCUACUCUUGCUGGUUGUUGUUAACCCUGCAAAUGCCAAUGGUCAUUAUGACAAGAUCUUGGCUCAUAGCCGUAUCAGGGGCCGGGACCAGGGCCCAAAUGUCUGUGCCCUUCAGCAGAUUUUGGGCACCAAAAAGAAAUACUUCAGCACUUGUAGGAACUGGUAUCAAGGUGCCAUCUGUGGAAAGAAAACGACUGUGUUAUAUGAAUGUUGCCCUGGAUAUAUGAGAAUGGAAGGAAAGAAAGGCUGUCCAGCAGUCAUGCCUAUUGACCAUGUUUAUGGUACGCUGGGCAUUGUGGGAGCAACCACAACACAGCACUAUUCUGAUGUCUCCAAACUGAGGGACGAGAUUGAAGGAAAAGGAUCAUUCACCUAUUUUGCACCGAGUAAUGAGGCUUGGGACAACUUGGAUUCUGAUAUUCGUAGAGGUUUGGAGAACAACGUAAAUGUUGAGUUAUUGAAUGCUUUACAUAGCCAUAUGGUUAAUAAGAGAAUGUUGACCAAGGACUUAAAAAAUGGCAUGAUUGUUCCUUCAAUGUAUAACAAUCUGGGACUUUUCAUUAACCACUAUCCUAAUGGGGUUGUCACUGUUAACUGUGCUCGAAUCAUCCAUGGGAACCAGAUUGCAACAAAUGGCGUUGUACAUGUUAUUGACCGUGUCCUUACACAAAUUGGCACCUCAAUUCAAGACUACAUUGAAGCAGAAGAUGAUCUCUCAUCUUUUAGGGCAGCCGCCAUCACAUCAGAUAUACUGGAGAGCCUUGGAAGAGAUGGUCACUUCACUCUCUUUGCUCCUACCAAUGAGGCUUUUGAGAAACUUCCACGAGGUGUCCUAGAAAGAAUCAUGGGAGAUAAAGUGGCUUCUGAAGCUCUCAUGAAGUACCACAUUUUAAACACUCUUCAGUGUUCUGAGGCAAUUAUGGGAGGAGCAGUCUUUGAGACCUUGGAAGGAAACACAAUUGAGAUAGGAUGUGAUGGUGACAGCAUAACAGUAAAUGGAAUAAAAAUGGUGAACAAAAAAGACAUUGUGACAAAUAAUGGUGUCAUCCACCUGAUUGAUCAGGUCCUAAUUCCUGAUUCUGCCAAACAAGUUAUUGAGCUGGCUGGAAAUCAGCAAACCACUUUCACAGACCUUGUGGCCCAAUUAGGCUUGGCAUCUGCUCUGAAGCCAGAUGGAGAAUACACUUUGCUAGCACCUAUGAAUAAUGCAUUUUCUGAUGAUACAUUGAGCAUGGACCAGCGCCUUCUAAAAUUAAUUCUACAGAAUCACAUCUUGAAAGUAAAAGUUGGUCUUAAUGAGCUUUACAAUGGACAAAAACUUGAGACCAUUGGAGGCAAACAGCUCAGAGUCUUUGUGUAUCGUACAGCUGUCUGCAUUGAAAAUUCAUGUAUGGUGAGAGGAAGCAAGCAAGGAAGAAAUGGUGCCAUUCACAUAUUCCGAGAGAUCAUCAAACCAGCAGAGAAAUCCCUCCAUGAAAAAUUAAAACAGGAUAAGCGCUUUAGCAUCUUCCUCAGCCUACUUGAAGCUGCAGACUUGAAAGCGCUCCUGACACAACCUGGAGAUUGGACCUUAUUUGUGCCAACCAAUGAUGCCUUUAAGGGAAUGACUAAUGAAGAAAAGGAAAUUCUGAUCCGGGACAAAAAUGCGCUUCAAAAUAUCAUCCUUUACCACCUGACACCAGGAGUUUUCAUUGGAAAGGGAUUCGAACCUGGUGUUACUAACAUUCUGAAGACCAUACAAGGAAGCAAAAUCUACCUGAAAGGAGUAAAUGAUACACUUUUGGUGAAUGAAUUGACAUCAAAAGAAUCUGACAUCAUGACAACAAAUGGUGUUAUUCAUGUUGUUGAUAAACUGCUCUACCCAGCAGACACACCUGUUGGAAAUUAUCAGUUGCUGGAAAUACUUAAUAAACUGAUCAAAGACAUCCAAAUUAAGUUUGUUCGAGAUAGCACCUUCAAAGAAAUACCCAUGACUGUCUACACAACUAAAAUUAUAACCAAAGUUGUAGAACCAAAAAUUAAAGUGAUUGAAGACAGUCUUCAGCCUAUUAUCAAAACUGAAGAGCCAAUUAUUAAGAAAUACACAAAAAUCAUUGAUGGAAUACCUGUGGAAAUAACUGAAAAAGAGACAAGGGAAGAGCGAAUCAUUACAGGACCUGAAAUAAAAUACACUAGAAUCACUGCUGGUGGUGGUGGAGAAACAGAAGAAACUCUGAAGAAAUUAUUUCAAGAAGAGGUCACCAAGGUCACCAAAUUCAUUGAAGGUGGUGAUGGUCAUUUAUAUGAAGAUGAAGAAAUUAAAAGACUGCUUCAGGGAGAUACACCUUUGAGAAAGAUGGAAGUCAACAAAAGAGUUCAAGGAUCUAGAAGACGUUCAAGGGAAGGUCGUUCUCAAUGAAAAUCCAGGAACCAGACAACAAAUUUUAUAAAACCCUAAAUCAGUAACCUGAUCUGAAAGGGAAAUUAUGAGAGCCACUUUGACUUCUGGAAAUGAACAAUCAGCACAAAAAAGCAAUCAUGAAAUAAUUCUGAAUGCAAAUUUAAUUUUUUUUUCUGAAUGCAAAACAUGAGGGAAAUUAUAGGGUUAGCCUUUUGGGGGAUAGGACUUGAGGAAAAUACAACACUUUUUUUAGGCUUUUACAUCUUACCAUUAAAAUUUUUGGCUAAUUUUGUAAUCCCUCAAGAAAAUCCUUGUGAAAUCUUAAUGAUGAGUUGUUAUCCCAUCGAGAAUACCUAGCCUUGAAUUUAUAUAAUGAUUUUUAAAAAUGCAUGCAAGCAGUUACCUCUCCAUGCAAUGUUAUAAAAAAUGGGUGCUCACUAUUAAAAAAUCAAACUUUCACAACAAAAGGCUUUACACAUUUCUAAUACAAUGUGGGUUUACCAGUAAAUUAUGUUAUUUCUACAACUAAUUUUGUACUCCUGAAAUAUUUGCCAUAUGCUUCUUUGCAAUACAUAUUUUUAUCUCAAACAUUUCAAUGAAGCCAUUUUUCAGGUAUAAAGAGAAUUACUUCAAAUUGGGUAAUUCAAAAAACUCAAGGUUUACAUUAAUAAGUUUGGACUUGGGAACAGGACUUUAUACCUCUUUUUGUUUUUUAAAUAACAAAUACUUAUUAAAGGAAAUUG
Messenger RNA from Talpa occidentalis (Iberian mole), 3209 nucleotides. It is a transcript of the gene POSTN, whose product is annotated as periostin. The transcript has 22 exons. The record is from RefSeq and is a predicted model, not a curated record. NCBI's taxonomy places the organism in Eukaryota, Metazoa, Chordata, Mammalia, Eulipotyphla, Talpidae. The coding region runs from base 61 to 2484 and encodes 807 amino acids. Gene Ontology annotation, molecular function: protein binding.